UCCUUCUUCAUCUAUUUUCCAUAUACCUCUUGUGAUUCCAUAAUUGGUUAACUUUAUCCCUCAACUUUGUCACAACGAAUUUGUAGCCACAAAAAGAACAUGGGUUUUUUCUAUUCAUUGAAUUCUCCGAGUUCAUGAUGUGGAAACUUCUGCAAAAAUAAGGAGCUCUUUUUCUUCUGAAAAGAUAAGGGUAGCAAAGAUCAGUUUCUGCUUGACUAUAUUUUACAGUAUCUCAGAUGGGAUACUUAUCACAACCAUCAGAACAUUCAAACAUGAAACCAAUCUCACUUGCAAAGAUGGAUGAAAAUGAAGAAUUAUGUUCUUAUGCUUCUUGGCUAGAAAAACAUCCUUCUGUGUUGGACAAUUUUGAGAAAGUGAUGAGCGUUGCUGAAGGGAAAGAGAUUGUUGUGUUUUUGGACUAUGAUGGAACACUUUCACCGAUUGUAGAUGACCCUGAUAAAGCUUACAUGAGUGAUGUUAUGCGUGCAGCUGUGCGUGAAAUUGCUUAUUGUUUUCCCACUGCCAUUGUUAGUGGAAGGUGUAAGGAUAAGGUGUAUGAAUUUGUGAAGUUAAGGAAUGUUUACUAUGCUGGAAGUCAUGGUAUGGAUAUAUCAACUCCAUCAGGGUCUUCAAAAUGUGAAGAUCAGAAGCAUCAGAUAAAGGGUGUUGAUGAAAAGGGUAAUCAUGUUGUUCACUUUCAUCCUGCAAAAGAAUUUUUGCCAACCAUUCAAGAGAUAAUUAAGGUUUUGAAAGAAAAUAUAAGAAGAAUAAAAGGCUCUAUGAUUGAGGAUAACAUGUUUUGUGUCACUGUACACUACCGGUGUGUGAAAAAUGAAGAGGAUAUUAGUGUUCUGAGAGAAAUGGUGGAGUCCACAAUGAAAUCUUACCCCAGUUUCCACAUAUCAAGUGGAAGAAAGGUUAUGGAGAUACGUCCAAAUGUAAACUGGGACAAAGGGUGUGCUCUUAUGUAUUUGCUUGACACUCUUGGCUUUGACAACUUUAACAAUGUUCUUCCAAUCUACCUCGGAGAUGACAGAACUGAUGAAGAUGCUUUUAAGGUUAUAAGACACAUUGGACAAGGUUUUCCCAUUGUUGUUUCUUCAAUUGCAAAGGAGACUCAGGCUUCAUAUUCUCUGCGUGAUCCUUCUGAUGUGCUCGCUUUCUUGAUUCGUUUAGCAAGAUGGAAGAAGAACAUGUUACACAAAACUAAGUAAACAACCUCAGAAGGGAAAAAAAAUAGUGUAGGCUAAUUUGGUGGUUUUAAAUUUGACAAAUUGGCCUAUUUUUUUCAUUUUUUAUUUUGUAAAGGAUAGAAGCAUAUAAAGAUGAUACUAACAAAAUCAUUUAGAAGAUACAAAAUUUAGUUUCAUCUGUUUAGAUUUCUAUAAAGUGCAACUGAUUCAUAUUUCUGUUUUCA
Vigna unguiculata (cowpea) is the source of this 1417-nucleotide messenger RNA. Its product is annotated as putative trehalose-phosphate phosphatase 3. Gene Ontology annotation, molecular function: trehalose-phosphatase activity. The record is from RefSeq and is a predicted model, not a curated record. Gene Ontology annotation, biological process: trehalose biosynthetic process. NCBI's taxonomy places the organism in Eukaryota, Viridiplantae, Streptophyta, Magnoliopsida, Fabales, Fabaceae.